GAGGAACUGACCAACAUCUUGGAGAUCAGCAAUGUUGUCUUUACAAGCAUGUUUGCCCUGGAGAUGAUUCUGAAACUUGCUGCUUUUGGGCUUUUUGAUUACCUCCGCAACCCCUACAACAUCUUUGACAGUAUCAUCGUCAUCAUCAGCAUCUGGGAGAUCAUCGGCCAGUCAGAUGGGGGGCUCUCGGUGCUGAGGACUUUCCGCCUUCUACGGGUGCUAAAGCUGGUGCGUUUCAUGCCUGCGCUGCGGCGCCAGCUCGUGGUGCUGAUGAAGACUAUGGACAACGUAGCCACCUUCUGCAUGCUCCUCAUGCUCUUCAUCUUUAUAUUCAGCAUCCUGGGAAUGCACAUUUUUGGAUGCAAGUUCAGCCUCAGGACAGACACAGGAGAUACGGUUCCUGACCGCAAGAAUUUUGACUCCUUGCUGUGGGCCAUUGUCACUGUGUUCCAGAUCUUAACACAGGAGGACUGGAAUGUUGUACUUUAUAAUGGCAUGGCCUCCACCUCACCAUGGGCAUCCCUUUACUUUGUGGCUCUCAUGACAUUUGGCAAUUAUGUACUCUUCAAUCUGCUGGUGGCCAUCCUGGUGGAGGGUUUCCAGGCUGAGGGUGAUGCCAACCGGUCAUACUCAGAUGAAGAUCAGAGUUCAUCAAACGUGGAGGAGUUGGAUCAGCUGCAUGAUGUCCAGGAAGGUUCAGAUCCCAAGCUCUGUGCAAUUCCUGUGACACCAAAUGGACACUUGGACCCAUCCUUGCCCUCUUCUAACCCACCAGUGUCUUCUGGGGGGGUCACUAACUCCUCGCGCAACUCCCUGCAGCCAGACCAGAUCCUUGUUGCUGUUGGCUCCAGGAAGAGUAGUGUGAUGUCCCUGGGGAGAAUGACCUAUGACCAGCGGUCCUUGUCCAGCUCCCGCAGUUCCCACUAUGGUGCUUGGGGCCGUAGCGGAGCCUGGGGGAGCCGCCGCUCCAGCUGGAACAGCCUGGCUCGGGGACACAGCCUGAAAAACAAACCUCCCUCUGCCGAGCAUGAAUCUCUCCUGUCUGGAGAGAGACGCAGGGAGGCAGAUGGGGAGCGAGAUGCGACUAGAAGGAUGUCUCAUCACCGCCGAACGCUCUCUUUGGACAACAAGGGCUCCUGUGACCUGGUGGAGUUGGCAUCAGUCCCGUCUGGCUACAGAGCGACCCGUAAGCCAGGGGCAGCGUCCGGGGUCAACGAGCACCAGGACUGUAAUGGUAAAAUGCCCAACAUUGCAAAGGAGAUCUUCCCAAAGAUGAACAACCGCAAGGAGCGGGGAGAGGAUGAUGAGGAGAUAGAUUAUAGCUUGUGUUUUCGUAUCCGGAAGAUGAUGGAAGUUUACAAGCCAGACUGGUGUGAGUUACGAGAGGACUGGUCCAUAUAUCUCUUCUCUCCACAGAACAGGUUUCGUCUCCUCUGCCAAACAAUUAUUGCUCACAAGCUCUUUGAUUAUGUUGUGCUGGCCUUCAUCUUCCUGAACUGCAUCACCAUUGCCCUGGAGAGACCACAGAUUGAACACAGAAGCACGGAGAGAAUCUUUCUUACUGUGUCCAACUACAUUUUCACAGCAAUCUUUGUAGCUGAGAUGACACUGAAGGUGGUCUCUCUAGGCCUGUAUUUUGGGGACCAGGCUUAUCUCCGCAGCAGCUGGAACGUCCUGGAUGGCUUCCUGGUCUUCGUGUCCCUCAUUGACAUUGUGGUCUCAGUGGCCUCUGCUGGUGGUGCCAAAAUCCUGGGAGUGCUGCGGGUCCUCCGACUGCUACGCACCUUGCGUCCGCUCCGAGUUAUCAGCCGAGCCCCUGGCCUGAAGCUGGUGGUGGAAACACUCAUUUCAUCCUUGAAGCCCAUAGGAAACAUUGUCCUUAUCUGCUGUGCUUUCUUCAUCAUCUUUGGCAUCCUGGGUGUACAGCUCUUCAAGGGGAAGUUUUACCACUGCCUGGGGGUCGACAUCAGGAACAUCACCAACAGAUCUGACUGUGUGGCUGCCAACUACAAGUGGGUGCACCACAAGUACAACUUUGACAACCUUGGACAGGCCCUGAUGUCCCUCUUUGUGCUGGCCUCCAAAGAUGGCUGGGUCAAUAUUAUGUAUAAUGGACUGGAUGCUGUGGCUGUUGACCAACAGCCAGUGAUCAACAACAACCCUUGGAUGCUCCUCUACUUCAUAUCCUUCCUCCUCAUCGUCAGCUUCUUUGUGCUCAACAUGUUUGUGGGGGUGGUGGUGGAGAACUUCCACAAGUGCCGGCAGCAUCAGGAGGCCGAGGAGGCACGCCGGCGGGAGGAGAAGCGCCUGCGGCGCCUGGAGAAGAAGCGAAGGAAGGCACAGCGUUUGCCGUACUAUGCUACCUACUGCCCCAUACGCCUCCUUAUCCAUUCAGUCUGCACGAGCCACUAUCUGGACAUCUUCAUCACUUUCAUCAUCUGCCUCAACGUGGUCACCAUGUCCUUGGAGCACUACAACCAACCUGUGUCCUUGGAGACAGCCCUCAAAUACUGCAACUACCUGUUCACCACAGUCUUUGUGCUGGAGGCAGUGCUCAAGUUGGUGGCAUUUGGGCUGCGGCGAUUCUUCAAAGACAGGUGGAACCAGCUAGAUCUGGCCAUUGUGCUGCUGUCUGUCAUGGGAAUCACAUUGGAAGAGAUUGAAAUCAAUGCUGCUCUACCCAUUAACCCCACUAUCAUCCGCAUCAUGAGGGUGCUGCGCAUCGCUCGGGUCUUGAAGCUACUGAAGAUGGCCACAGGAAUGCGAGCGCUGUUGGAUACAGUUGUUCAAGCCCUGCCACAGGUGGGGAACCUUGGAUUGCUUUUCAUGCUCCUCUUUUUCAUCUACGCUGCUCUAGGAGUGGAGCUUUUUGGAAAACUAGUAUGCAAUGAUGAGAACCCCUGUGAGGGCAUGAGCCGCCACGCUACCUUUGAGAACUUCGGGAUGGCCUUCCUCACACUCUUCCAGGUGUCCACAGGCGACAACUGGAAUGGGAUCAUGAAGGAUACCUUGCGUGACUGCAGCCACGAUGAUCGGAGCUGCCUCAGCAACCUGCAGUUCAUCUCCCCGCUGUACUUUGUCAGCUUUGUGCUCACAGCCCAGUUUGUCCUCAUCAAUGUGGUGGUAGCUGUGCUCAUGAAACACCUGGACGACAGCAACAAAGAGGCCCAGGAGGAUGCAGAAAUGGAUGCUGAGAUUGAGCUGGAAUUUUCACACGGGCUGUGCUCCCGCAAGUCAGGCUCCCCAAAGUCAGGACAAGGAGGAGCAGCAGGAACAGGAACAGGAGGAGGUGGUGGGAGAACAGAUCCUGAAGGACGUCUAUGCAUGAGAUGUUACUCUCCAGCACAGGAGAACUUAUGGCUGGACAGUGUCUCUUUAAUUAUUAAGGACUCCUUCGACGGGGAGUUAAUGAUCAUCGAUAACCUAUCGGGCUCCGUCUUCCAUCAUUACUCCUCGCCGGCCAUGUGCGAGAAGUGUAACCAUGACAAGCAAGAGGUUCAGCUAGCUGAAAUGGAAGCCUUAUCCCUCAACUCAGACAAGUCCUCUUCCAUCCUUCUGGGAGAUGAUUCAGACAAUCGCAGCACUUCUCAACUAAGUCCUAAGGAGACAAAGAAUGGCCAGGACAGCCCUGGUUCCACUGGGGUAGGAGAUCUGGGGGAAUGCCUGCUCCCAAUUACCAGUGCUGAUGAUUCUUCAAACCCUGACAGUUACCUGUGUGAAAUGGAGAAAACUUCUUUCAACUCAGUCCAGUCUUGGCUGAAGCAUGAAAGUACCAAAGUCCCUCCCAGCCCCUUCUCUCCAGGUACAUCUUGCCCUCUUUUACCUGUGCCAGCAGAAUUUUUCCACCCAGCCAUCUCUGCCACCCAGACAGGCCCUGAAAAAGUCUCAUGUCCACACAACCUUCCUAAGAUCUCUCUGCAAGGCUCAUGGGCAUCACUGAGAUCUCCGAGUGUCAACUGUUCACUUCUUCGUCAGGGGCCUGGGAGUGACAACUCGCUGGACAGCCGGAGCAGCAGCUCCGUGGGCAGCCUGCAGACCACGCUGGAGGACAGCCUCAACCUCAGCGACUCUCCCCAGUGCACGCUGGACCUCCCAGUGGCUCUGUGCCCCAUGCCAGCCGUCGCCAGCCAAAGACCACUGGCAGCCCCCCUGUCCCCCGCCUCCCGCCGGCGGAGUCUCAGGGGCCGGGGGAUCUUCAGCCUGCAAAAUAUCCGGCGGCACCAGCGGAGCCACAGCAGUGGUGGGAGCACCAGCCCUGGGUGCACCCACCAUGACUCCAUGGACCCCUCAGAUGAGGAGGGGGCGGGCAGCAGCCUGAGGGGGGGCGGCAACAACAGCGAGCCCUCGGAGACCCUCAGCAGCCUCUCAUUGACCUCCCUCUCCUCCCCACCACCCCCAGGGCUGACACUUGUGAAGAAGUGCAACAGCACCAGCAGCCUCCACACCAGCCCAUCGUCCCGGGGCCCUGUGGCCCAUGACGCUAAGCCCUUCUACACCGUCGACCCCCGGGGCUUCCUCUCGAUGCCCUCCUGGGUGACGGACUUCUGCAAGGACACCCCCUUGCCAGGGGACGGAGAGGAGCCGGACGGCCCCGGCAAAAUGGGAACAGGGGACCAUGGUUCCCCGCUCCCUUCUGAGCUGGAGCUGGGUGAUGGGGUCAGCAAGAGGAACAGAUGAGAGUCCCUGGGGCACAGGGAGGGAGUGUUCGGCCACCAGCACAGGAAUGUGCUAUAACUUUUCCCCAGCAGCAAGUCCAAAGGAUUUGUGGGAAAAAG
This is a messenger RNA of Tinamus guttatus (white-throated tinamou), 4775 nucleotides long. Lineage: Eukaryota; Metazoa; Chordata; Aves; Tinamiformes; Tinamidae. The record is from RefSeq and is a predicted model, not a curated record.